AUGGCGACUGCGAACGGUCCUGAAGAUGUUCCGGGUUUUCCUGCUGCUAUGCAAUCAUCAUUUACUAUCGACUCAUUCGACCGACACCGGAUGAAAUGGUCGAGAUGGGUGGAGCGGCUGGAAGGUGCUUUUGUUUUGUUCGGAGUACGGGAGGAAUCGAAACGUUACAUGCUGCUGCACUUCAUGGGAGGUGAAACAUACGAUAUUAUAUGUGAUAAAAUAGCUCCACAGAAACCACAAACACUGACGUAUGCAGAAAUUGUUCGUUUGCUGGAGACUCACUUCAACCCAGAGCCCUUGGAGAUACUGGAAAAUUUUCGCUUCAAGAGCAGAAAGCAAGGAGAUGACCGUCCGGAAGAAACCAUCGAUGAGUAUUUGAUAGCAUUACGGAAGCUCGCUAUCACUUGCAAUUUUGGGGAAUAUCUCAAUACGGCCUUGCGAAAUCAGUUGGUGUUUGGGUUGAAGGACAGAGCAAUACAAUCUCGACUGCUGGAAGUUCGUAAUUUAACCCUCGACCGAGCUCGAGAAAUUUCUGUUUCGAUGGAACUGUCAUCAAAGGGUGGUAGAGAGAUUCAGUCGAAACAAGGUAAACCGGAUGUUAAUCUGGUGGAAUCGUCCAGAAGCGGUACAAAAACGAAGGUAAAAAAAUCUAAUACAAAUGCGAAAUGCAAUGAAAGCGCCGGGUCGAAUAAAAAAGGAUGCUAUCGUUGCGGGAACACUGCUCAUUUCGCAAACAAGUGUCCGCACAUUACGACUGUUUGUCAUUUCUGCAAAAUGAAAGGACACCUACAGAAAGUGUGUCUAAAGGCAAAAAAGGAAAAGAAACCUGAAGCUAACUUACUAGACGAUACUGAUUCUAAUGAUAGUCAGUGUACGAAUGAAGUUAUUACGUUGGAUGAAGUGUGCAAGUUGGAGAGAAACGGCAAGUCAUACGCCUCCAAAUUUUGGUUGGAAAUGAAUGUCAACAAUACUGUCAUCCGAUUCGAGGUCGAUACUGGAGCUCCUGUUACGAUUGUUAGUAGGGAGGACAAGAAGAAAUAUUUUGCUGCCGACAAAUUGCUACCGUCAGACUUGGAACUUGUUAGCUUCUGUAAUACACGAAUCAAUAUCGACGGAAUGCUGAAUGUAAGAGCAGAGUACUGCGAUAAAGUUUAUUCAUUGCCGAUUUACGUUUCAAAUGUGAAGAAACAUCCGUUGUUGGGACGCCAGUGGAUGCGAGAGAUGCAGAUUAAUCUGAACAAUAUUGCUUAUGCCGGUGUACAUACAGUCUGUGCUGCUGCUGUUUUACCGAGUGUUACGCCUGCAGCUGUAAAAUCGUUAGUUGAACGAUAUGCGAAUUUGUAUGACCCGUCGAUUGGAAGAAUCCACGGAUUAUCUGCGAAGCUGGUACUCAAGUCUAAUACGAAUCCUGUGUACAUCAAAGCACGACCAGUACCAUUUUCGAUACGAAGUGCUGUUGAGGAUGAACUUGACUAUUUGGAGCAAAAUGGUGUGUUGCAGAAAGUAAACCAUAGUGCGUGGGCAACGCCCAUUGUUCCAGUGAUGAAAUCUAAUAAUAAAGUGAGGCUAUGCGGCGAUUAUAAGAUCUCGGUCAAUCCGAAUCUGAAAGUCGACGAUCAUCCAUUGCCGACGAUUGAGGAACUCUUUGUCAACGUAGCUGGCGGCAAAAAGUUUACGAAGAUCGAUUUGAGUCAGGCCUAUCUACAACUGGAGGUCGAAAAGGAUGAUCAAGAGAUACUAACCUUGAACACACAUAAGGGUUUGUAUCGGCCUACACGGUUGAUGUAUGGAAUUGCGGCGGCGCCUGCCAUUUGGCAGCGUUUGAUGGAACAAGUACUGAAUGGGAUACCUGGCGUUACGGUUUUCUUGGACGAUAUACGUGUCACCGGUUCGAAUGAUACUGAGCAUUUACAAAGACUUGAAGAGGUUUUGAAGCGGCUAAGUUCAUACAACAUGCGAAUAAAUUUGGACAAAUGCCAAUUCUUUGCGAACGAAAUCGAAUACUGUGGAUACCUAAUCAACAAGGAGGGGAUUCAUAAAGUCAAAAAGAAAAUUGAUGCUGUCCAGAACAUGCCGGUUCCGGAAAACAAGGAUCAAGUACGAUCGUUUGUAGGGUUAGUGAACUACUACGGUAGAUUCUUUCCGAAUCUAAGUACAAUGUUAUACCCCCUCAACAAUCUUCUGAAGAAUACUGUGCCUUUUGUCUGGACGAAGCAAUGCGAGGAGGCGUUUAACAAGGUUAAGCAAGAAAUGCAGUCGGACAAAUUUCUGGUUCACUACGAUACAACGUUGCCGCUAGUACUGGCUACAGACGCAUCGCCAUACGGGGUCGGUGCUGUACUAAGCCAUAUGUACGAGGAUGGUUCGGAGAGACCUAUCCAAUACGCUUCUCAAACACUGAAUGCUACACAGCAAGCCUACAAACAAGUCGAUCGAGAGGCAUACGCGAUAAUUUUCGGGGUACGCAAAUUUUAUCAGUACCUGUACGGGAAAAGAUUCACGCUGAUUACGGAUAACGAACCGUUGAAGCAGAUCUUUUCUGAUACAAAAGGAUUGCCAAAGAUGUCUGCGCUAAGGAUGCAGCAUUAUGCAACAUUCUUACAGUCUUUCAACUACAGCAUACAGUUCAGGCCGACGAGUAAGCACUGCAAUGCUGAUGCGUUUUCGCGAUUACCGCUGAAACAACAGGUUCCUAACAAUGUAGUGGAAGAAUCUGAUCUACUUGAAGUCAACAUAAUCGAGACACUACCGCUGACCAUAGAGGAAUUAUCGAAAGCCACUUCUACGGAUCAGAAUGUGAAAGUUUUGGUUCAAGGUUUGCGGAGUGGCAGAACCGUUGAACCAAAAGAUCGUUUCGGAGUUGAUCAAGAAGAGUUUACGCUUCAACAGAACUGUGUCAUGCGAGGAAUACGAGUCUACGUUCCACCAAGUCUGCGAGGAAAGGUUCUUGCUGAAUUACAUUCCACGCAUUUCGGAACAUGCCGACUAAAGUCUCUGGCUCGGGGAUACGUUUGGUGGGAAGGAGUCGAUAAGGACAUAGAGAAUAUGGUGCGAAAUUGUAGUUACUGUCAGUCCACUAGGGCUGAACCCGCCAAAGUACCGACACACUGCUGGGAGGUUGCAAGACAACCGUUCGAGAGAGUUCACGUCGAUUUUGCUGGACCGUUCAUGAACACCUAUUUCAUUGUACUGGUAGACGCAUAUUCAAAAUGGCCGGAAGUUCGAAUCCUGAAUAACAUCACAACUGCGACGACUAUUCAAAUUUGUCGCGAAUACUUUGCUACGUACGGAAUACCAUCUGUUUUAGUCAGCGAUCACGGAGUGCAGUUUACAUCGGAUGAGUUCCAACGUUUCCUCAAAAUGAAUGGAGUCUACCACAAGAUGGGUGCGCCCUAUCAUCCUGCGACAAAUGGGCAAGCUGAACGGUUUAUUCAAACCCUUAAGGCAAAACUUAAGAGUCUACGAUGCGAUAAAACAACGAUGCACGCCGAGCUAUGCAAUAUUCUUUUGAGUUACAGGAAAACAGUACAUCCUGCGACCGGAAAAUCACCAUCGGUGAUGCUUUUCAACCGACAAAUUCGUUCUCGUCUUGAUUUGAUGAUUCCAAAUACUGCGGCUGUUUCGAGGGACGUUGAAGGAAAAGUUCGUUGUCUUCCUGAGGGGACGAGAGUUGCAGCGCGAGAUUAUUUGGACAAAACUAAAUGGAAGUACGGAGUGGUCACUGAGAAACUUGGUAAGCUGCAUUACAAUAUUGAACUGGACGAUGGCCGAACGUGGAAGCGACACAUCGACCAGCUGCGAGAGAUUGGUCCGAACUUAACUACAAACCGAACCGUGUACGAUAUAAUUGUUCCUGAAGACGACAGUACAGGACCCGAAACCGAAAAACCGGAUGCUGCUUCUACGGAGUAUGCGACGCCCUGUGUACCUUCAUCCAGUAAAGAAAUACCUGCUGUACGAUCGUUGCCCGUUAAGGAUAAGAAGAACCAGGUUGCUGAGAAUUACCCUGUAUCGAGAUCUGUUCUGGAGAAUCCUGCUGUACCAAUUAACGACCAUUCUCCAAGAAGAUCGAGUAGAAUCAUCAGACCACCGAGAAGACUUGAUUUGUAA
Messenger RNA from Malaya genurostris, 4110 nucleotides. RefSeq lists its product as uncharacterized. Gene Ontology annotation, biological process: DNA integration. Gene Ontology annotation, molecular function: nucleic acid binding; zinc ion binding. The record is from RefSeq and is a predicted model, not a curated record. Lineage: Eukaryota; Metazoa; Arthropoda; Insecta; Diptera; Culicidae. The transcript has a single exon. Bases 1 to 4110 code for a protein of 1369 amino acids.